CAUGUCUUUAAACAUUCUCAUAUCCUAUCUCCUACAGCAUCUCUUAAUUUUGUUAUAUAUAGUAUCCUUCGUAUCUCGUACAUAAACCCUCCGCAACUACAGUUUCCAUCUCUCUUUCUCGUAUCUACUUUGAAUGGCGCCGAUGAGUUUGCCUCCAGGUUUCAGGUUUCAUCCAACAGACGAAGAGCUAGUGGGAUACUAUCUGGAUAGGAAGGUCAACGGCCAAACCAUUGAGCUUGAGAUCAUCCCCGAAGUUGAUCUCUAUAAAUGCGAGCCAUGGGAUUUGCCUGAGAAGUCAUUUUUGCCGGGAAACGACAUGGAAUGGUACUUCUACAGCACAAGGGAUAAGAAGUAUCCAAAUGGGUCCAGGACAAACCGUGCGACCCGAGCGGGUUACUGGAAAGCUACAGGGAAAGACCGUGCAGUAGAAUCAAAGAAGAUGAAGAUGGGGAUGAAGAAGACCCUUGUUUAUUACAGAGGAAGGGCUCCUCAUGGCCUUCGUACUAACUGGGUGAUGCAUGAAUAUCGUCUCACUCACCUUCCUUCUUCAUCCCCAUCCUCCUCUAUCAAGGAGUCGUAUGCAUUGUGCCGUGUGUUUAAGAAGCAGAUACAAAUUCCAAAGAGAAAGGACGAAGAGAUGAUGAUGGGUACUAGCGUUGGAAAAGAGAAAAAAGAAGAAUUAGAGGAGGAGAACAUGUGGAGAAAAUGUGAGAUGGAAAGAGAAAGCGAAGAAGAUGAGAACUUAAAGAUUGCAUCUGCGGAGACAUCCUCAUCAGAGCUCACCCAAGGGAUCCUUUUAGACGAAGCAAACAACUCAUCCAGUUUCGCUCUUCAUUUCUCAUCUUCUCUUCUCGACGAUCAUGAUCAGAUUUUUGCAAACGACUCUUACCUUCCCUACUAUACUCCUCUCCAACUCCAAGAUUUUCCUCAGCUCUCUAUGAACGAAGCACAGAUUAUGUCAAUCGAUAAUUCCAAGCAACAAGACUUUCAAUGCAGAGACUCAAUGAAUGGGACACUUGACGAGAUCUUCUCUUUCUCUUCUUCCGCGACCUUGCCCCUAUGACACUAAUAUACAUUUAUUCCUUAUUUUUCACAUUCAUACUUAUUUUCUCAACGUUCUGAUAUAUUAUAUAGUUUUUCUUUCUUUCAUGGCAAAGCGUUUGUGGCUGUUGAGUUUUUUUCUACUACACAGAAACAAAAUUGGAACAUUAUAUUGGAUUA
This is a messenger RNA of Raphanus sativus (radish), 1221 nucleotides long. RefSeq names its product NAC domain-containing protein 54. Gene Ontology annotation, biological process: regulation of DNA-templated transcription. NCBI's taxonomy places the organism in Eukaryota, Viridiplantae, Streptophyta, Magnoliopsida, Brassicales, Brassicaceae. The transcript is spliced from 3 exons. Bases 134 to 1063 code for a protein of 309 amino acids. The record is from RefSeq and is a predicted model, not a curated record. Gene Ontology annotation, molecular function: DNA binding.